Messenger RNA from Rhipicephalus microplus (southern cattle tick), 1793 nucleotides. RefSeq lists its product as uncharacterized. Gene Ontology annotation, molecular function: 3'-5' exonuclease activity; nucleic acid binding. Gene Ontology annotation, biological process: nucleobase-containing compound metabolic process; piRNA processing. Gene Ontology annotation, cellular component: PET complex. The record is from RefSeq and is a predicted model, not a curated record. Lineage: Eukaryota; Metazoa; Arthropoda; Arachnida; Ixodida; Ixodidae.
UUGACGGGAGCGCGUCUGUCCGUGCGUCGAGAGAGUUGCAGAGUUUAUGCGUGAGUUGUUGCCGAGUUGCAGUGCUUAAAGUUACCAGCUUAUCGAAGGCCAUUUGCCCUCGUAGUGAAAUUCAGAUGGCUUCCACUGCACCGAAAUGGCUUUCCCCCGACCUCCAAGGCGGUCGAGUGCAACUUCGAAUGAACGACGGCAAUAUUAUCGAAGGCGUCGUUGUCGAUGUUUCCCUGAAGUCAUAUAAAGUCACGCUCGAUCAAGUUACAGUUGAGGAGAACGGCGUACAGCAGUCACUUGUUGGACAGCUCCACUUCUACGCGCAAGAAAUCUCAUCGUGUGUGGUGCUGGAGGGCCCGGCGCGCAGGAGAUACAUUCUGCAUCGAGACGAGGAUGGACCACGUUUGCUGAGAGUUCGUCCGUUACCUGCUCACCUUGAAAAACUGAAUUCAGCUCACAACAACAGGGAAUUAAUUUGCCAUCGCCAAGAAACUGACACCUCCGAGGUGAUCAAGAAGGGCAUCAUAAAGCUCAUUGGUACACCUGAUGACCUGCCAAAUCUACGACGACCAAUAGCUACUGAUUUUGAAGUCAUCGAUGAAGUGAAUGACCAGCUCAGUGAAGCAAUUGCAGCGAUAAGGAAGGAGCAGACUAUUUCCAUUGCAUAUGAAGGUGUGAAAGUUGGACGUCAUGGACAUCUUUCUGUUUUGGCGGUUGUAGCUUCAUCCAAAGUGUAUGUAUUUGAUGUCCAGAAAAUGAAGAAAGAUCUGUUUGACCAUGGAUUGAAGGAAAUAUUUGAGUCUGAUGGCAUCGAAAAGAUUAUCCAUGGUUGCCAAAACCUCUCAGAUUGCCUUCACCAUCACUACCAAGUUGGCCUCAACAAUGUGUUUGACACAAUGGUGGCUGACGUGAUGAUUUACUUCAACAAGGGGCUGGAAGCUGGUGAUUUCCAAUUUCCAAAAUAUGUACGUGGCGUCCAGAGCUGCCUUAAGACCUUCCUGAACAUGUCGUACGAUCAGCUGAAGUACACACGAUCAAGGCAGGGCAGUAAGGAGGAUCAAGCCUGCACCUGGGAACAGCGGCCACUCUCCCUGCGCCAGAUUGAUGCGUUGGUGAAGGAUGUUGUGUACCUUGGUGAGCUUGCACAUGUGUGCCUCAAGAAGAUGCUGCAAAAGUUCCGCAUGGGUGUGGAGUUCUUUCUUGGCCUGUAUCGAGACUGCAGUGAAGAGGAACUGCAAUGCUUGCCCCCGGAUCACAUUUUGCCCACGGGCUUCAGGGAUGCCCUCAUGCUUAGUGCCAUGCACGCGGCACCAUACAGGACUUGGAGAAGCUAUAAUGAGGGCUGCUACAGAGCACAUGGACAUCUUGCCAGAAGGGAUUGUCUGGAGCACGACACAGUCGCAACACAUGCAAUUCAGUGUGGAGUAUUGGAGUCCUGCACAGUGGUGAAGAAAAUCGAGGUUAUUGGAUGGCAUCGAGAAAACGGAGAGCAAUAUAUACCUGAGGAACCAAGAACACUAAAAGAAAACUUGAAGAAGCCGUCGUGGCAACAUGUGCUCAAAUUUGUUGCCGAGGCGCAAGCCGCUGUUCCUGAGGAGAGAGUGGCACGGUCCUUCAAGGGAUGCGGCAUUAGUGAUGCCCUCGAUGGCUCAGAGGACGCCGACUUACACAGUGGACUGACCGAUGUUGGAGAUGUGGUGCCGGAAGAGUGCAGCGGACUUCAAGCGGAAUGCUGCGACCUGUUUUUUGCAAGUGACUCCAAGGGGUCUUUUGGUGGUUUUGAAAGAGAUUAA